CUCUUCAUCAACAUCUUCUAAACCUUCUCAUCAUGGCAAUUUUCACUAAACCGAAGCUUUUAUUUCUCUCUUUCUUGAUCCUCUCUCUGUUCCUCGUCUCUCAAUGUGACGAUGACAACCCUCGGGGCCAAGACCCGAGGCAAGAGCUUGAGAGUUGCUUGAGUCAAUGCCAGGUUCAGGGCAAAAGACAAGACCCUGAACAGAAACUCCAGUGUCAGAGGAGCUGCGUGUUGCGCUAUGAGAAGCAACAGAGAGAGAGGUCUGAGGAUGUAAUUGAGGAUAUAUUGACUCAUCACCGUGAUCCCGAAAGGAUUUACAGAGAGUGCCAGCUGCGUUGUAGGAAACAACAACAGGGACAACAAAGGCAGUUGUGUACACAGCGUUGUCAACAAGAGUACCGAAGAGAGCAAGAACAACAAGGCCGGGGAGGAGAAGAAGAGUCUAACCCACAAAGAGAAAGAGAAGAAGAGAAUAAUCCCUACUUAUUCGAGUCUCAGAGGUUCCGAUCCCGAUUCAGAGCCAGGCAUGGUGAUUUCCGCGUCCUUCAGAAAUUCACAGAAAGAUCUGAACUUCUCCAAGGACUAGAGAAAUACCGAGUUGCGGUUCUUGAAUUUGAACCUCAGUCUUUCAUGCUUCCUCAUCACUGUGAUGGUGAAGCCAUAUUUGUUGUGGUUAGAGGGCAAGGAACAAUUAGUAUAGCAGAACAAGAGGAGAAGAACUCCUUCAACUUGCAACAUGGAGACGUAAUCAGGGUACCUGCUGGCUCAACUGUCUAUUUGCUCAACAGAGAUAACAAGGAAAGGUUCUUUGUUUACGUGCUGGCCAAGUCCGUCAAUGCCCCUGGCGAAUUCCAGGAAUACUUUAGCGCUGGAGGUGAAAAUCCAGAAUCCUUCUACAAAGCAUUCAGCAGUGAUAUCCUGGAGACUGCUUUCAAUACCCCAAGGGACAGGUUAGAGAGGCUCUUUGGACAACAAAAACAGGGGAUAGUAAUCAAAGCCAGUGAAGAGCAAAUUAGAGCAAUAAGCGAACACGCUUCACGCUCCACUAAGCAAACUAAAGGUGAAACGCAAGGCCCCUUCAAUCUGUUGAAGGAACGCCCGCAGUUCAGUAGCAGAUUUGGACAGUUUAUUGAAGCAUCUCCUGAGAGAUUCGAGCAGCUGAGGGACUUGGAUACUGCUGUUGCCUUCAUGAACAUCAACCAAGGUGGGAUGAUACUACCAUUCUACAACACAAGGUCUACAAGGGUGGCAAUGGUUGUAGAAGGAACCGGUCGUUUUGAAAUGGCAUGUCCUCAUCUUGGUAGACAAAGACAGAGGCAAAGAGAAGGCCAAGGGUCUCGUGGCGGAAGAGGAGAGCGCGAACAAGAAGAACAAGAGGAAGGAAAUGUCCACUAUCAAAAAGUGCGCGGUAAUCUAAACGUUGGUGAUGUUUUGGUAGUCCCAGCAGGCCAUCCUGUUACCAUAAUAGCCACCGGAGGCUCGAAUCUAAGGAUAGUUGGUUUUGGAAUCAAUGCUCACAACAACAGAAAGAACUUCCUUGCAGGACAACAAAGCAUAUGGAAAAAUGUGGAGAGGGAAGCAAAGGAACUGUCAUUCAACCUGCCCGGAAGGGAAGUUGAACAAAUAUUACAGAAGCAAGACCAGUCCUACUUUGUGGCAGGACCAGAACAUCGCCAGCAACACGGAGAGAAGGGUGAAGAAGGAAGAAGGGGAGAACAACAGUUUCUCUCUUCGAUUUCGGACUUUGUUUUCUAAGUUGUACCAUAUGCACUAAGGCAUGCACUAGGAAUAUAAUGAUGCUGUGGCCUGUGUGCAAAGUGAGAGAGCUUUGUGAGUAAAUAAGAAAAGGCUCCUAGAGUACUAUGAUGUAACUCUAGUUAAAAUAAAAUGUAUGUAGGUCUACUAAGCCAACGUUUUAAGCGUUUUUGGCCUCUACUUGUAAUGUCUUAUCUUGUACUCGUGUGCAAUGUAACUGUUGCAUCAUAAAGAAAACUCUCGUCUUUUAACCCAA
This is a messenger RNA of Lycium barbarum (goji berry), 2010 nucleotides long. RefSeq names its product vicilin Cor a 11.0101-like. NCBI's taxonomy places the organism in Eukaryota, Viridiplantae, Streptophyta, Magnoliopsida, Solanales, Solanaceae. Bases 33 to 1754 code for a protein of 573 amino acids. The record is from RefSeq and is a predicted model, not a curated record. The transcript has 6 exons.